Molecule: messenger RNA, 1455 nt
Organism: Penicillium argentinense
Lineage: Eukaryota; Fungi; Ascomycota; Eurotiomycetes; Eurotiales; Aspergillaceae
Product: MCT family MFS transporter
Exons: 4
Coding region: 1-1455 (484 amino acids)
Biological process (GO): transmembrane transport
Cellular component (GO): fungal-type vacuole membrane
Molecular function (GO): transmembrane transporter activity
Source: RefSeq, a predicted model, not a curated record
AUGGCAACAGAUACCAAAUCCAGCGCCAUGGUCUCAACCGGUCCAGCACUAGGCUCCCUAGAAGAAACCGCAGGACCAAGCAUCGCACCAAGCCGCGCACCAAGCACCGACCUAAGCAGAAGCAGCAGCGCACCAGGCGUCCGCAAUGAAACCGACGCACCAAGUACCGCAUUCUCAAUCCUCGAGCCACCAGCCCCCCUCUCCGCAAUAACAACACACACAACACACAUCCGCGAGACAAACACCGACGACACAUUCCCCGACGGCGGAACACGCUCCUGGCUCGUCGUGAUGGGCUGCUUCUUCCUGCUAAUGAGCAGCUACGGCCUCAUGAACUCCACCGGCGUGCUACAGAAUUACUUCGCAACCCAUCAGCUCUCUGAAUACUCCACCAGCGCCGUCGGCUGGGUUCCUGGAGUCUUCACAUUCUUCGGACUCGUGCUCAGUGUGCAGAUUGGGCCUAUGUUCGAUCGGUAUGGGCCGACGGGGAUUCUCAUUGCUGGGACGGGGUGCUACGUAGCUGGUCUGCUUUUGCUGGCGGAGUGUCGCCUUUAUUGGCACUUUAUUCUCACGCUUGGUGUGUUGACGGGCACGGGGGCUGCGUUGCUGAGUACGGCGGCUAUGGCAGCGGUGCCGCAUUGGUUUGAUCGGAAGGUUGGGAUGGCGAUGGGGACGGCGAUGGCGGGUGCGGGACUUGGGGGUGUUACGUUUCCGCUCGUCCUGCGCGCGGGCUUUGCGCGGUUUGGGUAUAAGUGGGCGAUUCGGCUUGUUGCGUUGAUUGUUGGUGUGUUGUGUUCGUUGGGGAUUAUGCUUGUGCGGUCCAGGCUGCCCAAGGGACAGAGUCGGUCGAGUAUUAAUUUGAGGGCGUUUAAGGAUACUAGGUUUACUUGGUUGACCCUCGGCACGUUUAGCCUGGAAUUGGAAGUCUUUGCUGGAUUGGGUCUGUACCCGACGUACGUAGUGAUGCAAGGAUUCAGUACAUCGACCAGUGUAAUCCUGCUCUCUCUUCUGAACGUCUGUUCAACAAUCGGCCGCCUAAUCGCAGGCCGCUUCGCAGACCAAUACGGACGCAUCAACACCCAGACAGCUCUAAUCGUCGUGGGCGUCUUUGCCAUCUUCGUCAUCUGGCUACCGUUCGGUAAUACCCUCCCAGGACUCUAUGUAUUCAGCUGCGUCUUUGGACUCGCGUCGGGAUCGUUCUUGAGUCUUGCUCCGGCUUGUAUUGGACAAAUUUCCAAGGCGAGCGAGGUGGGCGGUCGGUUUGGGAUUUGCUAUUCGAUUGUUAGCUUGGCGACAUUGAUCUGUAUUCCGAUUGGUGGUGAGAUGCUCGAAAAGGUCGGGAAGCAGGCCAUGGUGGCGUAUCUGGGGAGUGUCUUGGUGGUUGGAUUGGGGAUGUUCGUCAUGGCCCGAUGGGCUUGUCUGAGCUAUCGGUGGCGAUGGCAGGCGAAGAUCUAA